This is a messenger RNA of Cherax quadricarinatus, 773 nucleotides long. RefSeq names its product ribosomal protein S4 (gene RpS4). Gene Ontology annotation, cellular component: cytosolic small ribosomal subunit; ribosome. Gene Ontology annotation, biological process: translation. The record is from RefSeq and is a predicted model, not a curated record. NCBI's taxonomy places the organism in Eukaryota, Metazoa, Arthropoda, Malacostraca, Decapoda, Parastacidae. Gene Ontology annotation, molecular function: structural constituent of ribosome; RNA binding.
GCCCCCAAGUCAUGGAUGCUAGAUAAGCUUGGGGGUGUGUUUGCUCCCAGGCCUUCAGGUCCCCACAAAUUGCGUGAGUGUCUUCCUUUGGUUCUUCUCCUGCGUAACCGUCUGAAGUAUGCCUUGACCAAUACAGAAGUGACCAAGAUUACUAUGCAGCGCCUUAUUCGCAUUGAUGGCAAGAUUCGGACUGAUAAGAACUUUCCCACUGGGUUUAUGGAUGUUGUGAGCAUUGCCAAGACUGGAGAGUACUUUCGCAUUUUGUAUGACGUGAAGGGGCGCUUCAUUGCACAUAGAAUCACAGAUGAGGAGGCAAAGUACAAGCUGUGUAGGGUUAAGAAGAUAUCUGUUGGACCCAAAGGUGUACCUUUCCUUGUCACAACUGAUGGCCGUACCUUGCGCUAUCCUGACCCUCUUGUCAAAGUUAAUGACUCUAUCCUCUUUGACAUCGAGAAGAAAAAGAUGAAGGAUUUCAUCAAGUUUGAUUCUGGGAACCUUUGCAUGAUCACUGGAGGACGUAACUUGGGUCGUGUUGGUACCAUUGUGUCUAGAGAGCGUCAUCCUGGAAGUUUUGAUAUUGUUCAUGUCAAGGAUGCUGUAGGACACAUAUUUGCCACCAGAUUGAACAAUGUGUUCAUCAUUGGAAAGGGCAACAAGGCCUACAUAUCUCUACCCCGUGGUAAGGGUAUCAAACUAAGCAUCGCCGAAGAGCGUGAUCGCAGGCUGGCUCAGAAAGUCAAUUAAAAAAUAAACCAUUGUAAUGGAUACUUUAA